AUGGGCAUCAAAGGGUUCUGGGAAGUCCUCACGGACCAUGACUCGAAGCAUCCCGAAUCACCCAUCGUGAAAGACGUGAACAUCGCGGAACUUGCCGCUAAGCACAUCGACACUUACAAGCGCCCGUACCGGAUAGCAACAAAGGCGAUCAGGGAAGGCUCCCAUAGGACUUCCAAUCCCUCCGAGAAGCAGAUUCUAUACCGCGCCUUGCGUUAUGCUAAGCUUGGUAUCCAAUGCCUGUUCGUCUUCGAUGGGCCGAAGCGUCCCAGGAAGAGGCACGGCGAGCAUGUCUACAACAUCAAGUGGGACAGUAAAUUAACGAAGGAGACCCUUCGUGCCAUUGGAGUUCCCUGCUGGUACGCGCCUGGGGAGGCGGAAGCGGAGUGCGCUGCCCUUCAGCGCGAGGGUCAUGUCGAUGCUGUCUUCUCGAACGAUGGAGACUCCUUCAUGUUUGGCGCCACUACUGUCAUGACUUUCAAGUAUGACGACGGCAAGAAGAAGUCUAACGACAUGGUUUGCUUGGUCAAGGCUGACGACCUCAGGAAGCAGUUCCAGGGUAUCGAUCAGGAAGGCAUCUGUCUCUUCGCUCUUCUGACUGGGAACGACUACGAUACCGAAGGCCUCCCACAAUGCGGAGGUGUUGCGGCAGUUGAAGCUGUCAAAGCCGGCUUCGGAUCCUCCCUGACGGCUGCGUAUCACAACAAGCAACUCCGCCAGUGGAAACAUGCACUACAGGAGCAUUUCAGGACCUGUGGAAGGCCAAUUACUGUCUCCAACAAAGCGACAACAAAAGUCAGUCGAGAGUCCUACUGGAACAACUUCGUCGAACUUGACGGCUUGAAAGACAUCCUGACUACGCGAUUCAACUUCUCAGCCCAAGAAUUUCUAGCUUGGUUGCCACAGGUCCUGCUUGUCCGCAGACUAUUGAACAACGAGGACGUCGAAGGUCUCAAGCUCGAGAUUGGGCGCAAGAUAUCGAGAAAGGAGUUCGGCAGCGCAUCUGUGUCGUCUGCGUCAUACAGUAGUGAAGCACUUGGUCUUACGGAAAGGUAUCUUGUUACCUGGCCCCAAAACGAUACCAGGGAUACGUCUAGGAUCAAGGACUAUGCAUACGAAGAACGACUGCACGCCGACAUUGUGGACAAAGUCCUGGAGGCUGGAGGCAUAUCGACCUUUGCAACAUCCAAGCAGGGCUCUAAGCGGAAGAGCGCGGAUACUUCCGACCAUCCACGUCCUUGCAAACAAAAGAAACCGGCCAGAGGCUCAAAGAGCCUCGAUCAUAUUAAGCAAACCCUGAGCGAAGAUGCUUUGCGAAAGCAGCCUUCCACCACAAAAGCACCAGGUACAACCUGCUCACAGUCGAAGCUCGUUUCCACGGCUCCUGCAGUCAGUACCACUGCUAUACACAGCGAGCAUAUAGCUGAAGUAGGCAGUCGUGCUAUUACAUAG
Cyphellophora attinorum is the source of this 1449-nucleotide messenger RNA. RefSeq names its product Flap endonuclease-like protein. Bases 1 to 1449 code for a protein of 482 amino acids. The transcript is spliced from 4 exons. The record is from RefSeq and is a predicted model, not a curated record. NCBI's taxonomy places the organism in Eukaryota, Fungi, Ascomycota, Eurotiomycetes, Chaetothyriales, Cyphellophoraceae. Gene Ontology annotation, molecular function: 5'-flap endonuclease activity.